Oncorhynchus mykiss (rainbow trout) is the source of this 3490-nucleotide messenger RNA. The record is from RefSeq and is a predicted model, not a curated record. Lineage: Eukaryota; Metazoa; Chordata; Actinopteri; Salmoniformes; Salmonidae.
UGAGAGGUUGGGGGAGAUGUCAGUGAUACUGAUAGAUGUUAGAUGCAUCAGUGCACUCACUCAUACUGUUUCUCUUGACUGUUGUCUUGUUUACCAGUGAGUCUGCGUUAUCUGUCUCUGAAUGUUUUCACCAGAACACCAUUUUUCUAUUGAUAACAGAUGAACAGGAAGGCAUACAUCUCUAAUAAAAGUCUAAUUGUAAUGGCAGUUAAGAACAGAAACAGCCUCUUGUGUUUGAGCACCAUUGUUUCAGCCUGUGAACUAACAAGUUGCUCUUCUGGUUAAUGAAUAGGUCUUUAUGUUGGCUAGACCUUCUAAGUCAAUAAAUUCACCUUAUUAGCGUAACAUAAAUAUGCUAUGGGCUAUGCAGAACAUGGUCAGGUCCACUCGGGUCAGUAAGCUGUAGUUACAUAGACCCGAUGACAAUCAAACAGGAUCCAGCUCAGACCCGAGGGACAAGUUUGAAUUUCAAACACAAACCCGAUCUGUUCGGGUCUCGGGUAUAUCGUGUCCACCCGGAACCGUGAACAGCUCUACAGUGUAUGUGUGUGAAGUAAACCUGCUCUUACCCUGCCACCCUCUUUGUGCCUAUAGGUCCCUGAGAGAGUGACACACCUGUGGAACGAACCACCAUGGCGCAGGAGAGUGGGUAUGGCUUUACUGAAGCCCUCAUCUCCCAGGGCACUCAACAGAAGAGACCAGCAUUGUCGUGGGGGUCGAAGAUCAAGAAGAAGCUGAAGACUGUAGCUCCCUACCUCGGCAAAUUCAGACCAUCUGUAGGACAAUGUUGCCACCAGUGUACCCCUGACAGCCUGGGCAAGAAGCUGGGACAGACCAUACCCUCUCUGGGCUUCCAUAAUCUACUGAGUGUCAAUGAGACCCACACCAGGUAUCGUGGUUGGCUGGUGAGGAGAGUGUGCUGUGUGCUGUUGGUCAGAGGCUGCAGGGUCUACCCUAGUCCUGCUACUGACAGAGUGGAGCGAGUCUCCCAAAGCAACAGGGUUCAGAAGGCUCUCUCCUCACCAGACAUAGCACCAACAGGGGGAGACACCUGGGGUUCACUCACCCACCUUACCCCCUACAUCCCCCUCAUCAACACCUGCAUCUCUCCACAGCUUCUACGGCUGGUCGGCUGGGUGUUGCUGAAGGUGUUUGGGUCAGUGUUCUGCAGUGUUCAGGUCAACCUGAACCACAUGGCUCCCCUGCACAGAGCCUCAAAGCAGGGUGCGUCACUGGUGUAUGUGUGUGUGCCUCAGAGUAUCGUGGACUAUGCUCUCAUCCCACUGGUUCUCUUCUGUCACAACCUGAGAGUGCCAUACACACUCUGUCACCUACAGACACACAACAACUGGUUUAGGUCAGUCCUGCAGAGACUUGGCGUUGUCCUCCUCCCACCAGAUCCAAUCACAGAACAGGAAGCAGAGACCGACAACCUCUACUCAUCAGUCAUGACCUCCUUGGUUGGUGAGUUGCUGUGUGAAGGCCAGGUACUGAGUGUGUGUGUGUCAGGAGAGAGUUGGCGAGGAGGGCAAUGGUUGGCACGCAUCAGACUGGCUGUGAGGGAGGGAGUGGUGCCUGACGUCCACCUGGUUCCAGUGGGCAUCUCCUAUGACUGUGUUCCCAACACCAGCACACCGGUUGGUCUGCUGUCUACUCUGAGGUGUGUGUUCUCCUUGUUGUGCGGCAACCGACAGAGAAGUAGUGUGAGGAUCCACUUCGCCCAGCCCUUCUCUCUGAAGGAGAUGUGUGACACAGGGAAGUGUCGUGUGGAUGGAGGGCGCCCUCUACAAGAUCUCCUGCUCCCUACCAUUCUACACAACAGGUCUGAUGCGAUAUUUGGCCAGAGGACGAUGUCAUGGAUCCUGCCCCCUCGUUAUUUGCCUGAGCUCUGCCAAUCGGAGAGAGACCUCAGCAUUGCCCUCACCCUGCACCUCACCUACUCCACUAUGUCCUGCAUGGCUGUGAUGUCCACUAGCCUGGUCUCCUGUCUUCUACUGCACAAACACCGCAAGGGUGUAUGUCUGUCUGUGUUGUGUCGUGACGUGGCCUGGCUGCUGGAGGAGAUAUUGUUCAGGAACAGAGAUGUGGGCUUUGGGGGCAGUCUGGUUGGGGUGGUCUACCACUCCCUCACCCUACUCACCCCUCACCUCACCCUCGCUGCCCAUCCCAAAGACAGGUCUGAUCCCCUCAUCGCUCCCCACCCCUCUCUCUCCGCCACUCUCUCUCUUUCCCGCCAUUCCCAGAUACUCACACACACCUUCAUCCAUGAGGCCGUCGGAGCGUGUGCGGUGUCGGCCAUGCUGUGUGAGGUGGCAGGCUGCGGGGGCAGCAGCAGGAUCAGGGGUGAAGAGAUUAAAGGUGACGAGGUCAGAGGGGAGAUGGAGUUUGACGUGGCACUGUGUCAGGAUGAACUGACUGAGAGAGCCCUGCAACUCACACACUUACUGCCCCCGGGGUAUAUACCUCCAUGUCAGUCAUCUCAUGGCUUUGCUCUGGAUGCAGUGGACACACUGGUUCGCUGUGGCAUCCUUGUGAUGGAAGAGGUUAAAAGUGCAUCACACACAAACGUUCCUAGCGACACGCCGAUCUGUGAUUUCUGGAGGAAGGGUGCUCUGACCUGGAGUGCUUCAGAUGACCAUUCUGACUGUGAAGAAGGAGAGGCACGCUCCUUCAAGUUGAGCCAGCCCAGCCAGUGUCCAGAACUGCUUUUCUUCCUGUGCAGUCUGAUGGCUGGCUACCUGAGGGCCCUGUGCUGGGCUACAAAGGGGUUAGACCUCCUAGACACUCCGCUACCAGAGGCUGUCUGUUUGGGCCAGAUACACUCCCACCUGUGUUACACCGCCCAGAGGGAUAGGGGACACUAUGAGAGCUGCUCAGAGGAGGUGGCACGUGUGACAGUCAGGACGCUAACAGACCUGGGGGUGCUGGUUGAGGAUCAGCAGAGAGGAUGUGUGUUCCUGGGAGUCAGUCCACUCUUCCAACAGACAGACAACAGACAGAAACUCCACAGCUUUGUAUCCCAGUUCCUCUAUGACUAACACACACACACCACAAGAGAACGACCAAGCAGUGAAUGAGAGUAAAGUCUAUAUAGUGAAGCUCUAUAAUGUUUAGCCUGCUCUUAUUGACUUUCAUGUGUUUACAUGAUCAAGUCGUUGGAAUUAAGUUUACAUUUUACUGUUCUCAUCAGGCAAUUUUUUUGUUUAAUCUCAAUGUGUGUUUCAGUUUAGUAAAAGACUUUGCAUGAGUCUAUAAUGGACCGGAACAUUGGGUCUUGUUUCAGUUUAGAUGUUGCCUUUGGCCAAAGAUGUAUAGUGAUAACUUGGCUUGGAACAGUUCAAAUUUUUUGACACACCAGAGAAAUUGAGAGAAGAUGUGUGUUUCUAGUGUUAAUGAUGCUGAAUAGCUCAGUGGAAAGUGUCUAAGCAAGAUUUUUUUUCAAAUGAUGCUCUUUGUUACGUUGAUGUUAUUAAACCUAGAAAUGUUUUUA